AUUAACGUCGCUUCCUCCUCUUUCCUGCGUUAUAAAAGCAUAGCGUGUGCACACCUCGCUGUUCACCUGAUUUGAUCGCUGGCUGAAAAUGGACGCUCUCACCGUGCUGCCAUCCAGCUUUGGAUAUGUCAUCUUCACGUUCCUGUACAGCUGGAUCAUGCUGGGCUAUUUGGCAGUUAAGGUUGGGGGAGCCAGAAAGAAGUACAACGUGAAAUAUCCCACCAUGUACAGCGACAAGGAGCAAGUCUUUAACUGCAUCCAGAGAGCGCAUCAGAACACCCUGGAAGUGUACCCUCAGUGGCUGGUUUUCCAGACCAUCGCAGCUCUUGUUUACCCGCUGUCAGCAUCUGUCCUGGGGGUUAUUUGGGUGACCAGCAGGUUUUCCUAUGCCUGGGGCUACUACACAGGAGAUCCAGCCAAGAGGAUGAACGGUGCCUACGGCUACAUCGGCUACUUCGGAGUCAUCAUUCUCUCCAUAUCUGUUGCCCUGCAGCUGCUCGGCUUCCUCUAAGAUGACUGUCAUCUUGUGUUUGCCCAUCUGACUGAAGAAUCUGCUCAUUUAUAGUGAACAAUAUUGCAUUUUAACAAAACCAUGCUAUAAACUGUCUGUAUACCACUUAAAACCUUUUUUUAUGAACCACUAACCUGAUAUUCUGAUAUUUUUGUGACUAUAUACUCCAUGUAAUCAAAAUUCUGCAAUAGUCAUCAAUAAAGUAGAUGCUGUCUGAUGGUGCAGCCUUAAAUGGAUUCUGCGUGCACUCAGGUAGUACAGAUUAUGGUCACCGAGAGGGUCAGAGGCAGCAGGGCUAAAGAGCCUGUCAUGUGACUCACACAUGAGGUAUCAGGCGCAAAUCCCCCAUCUGUUCGAGCCUAUAGUCAGUGGCUUCUAGAUGAUCUACGUCCUGAGAAACAAGGCAAGAAAAUACUGUAGAAAUCUGUUUUCUUUCACAUCUGAUACACAAAAAGUGUGAACUUUAUCCAGUUUUUGAACUGAACCCCUUUAUUAGAAUCAAUCCAAACAUGGUACUGUGGAAACAAAAUAAAUUUCAGUCACUUCUGC
Messenger RNA from Oreochromis niloticus (Nile tilapia), 1060 nucleotides. RefSeq names its product microsomal glutathione S-transferase 3b (gene mgst3b). NCBI's taxonomy places the organism in Eukaryota, Metazoa, Chordata, Actinopteri, Cichliformes, Cichlidae. Bases 89 to 511 code for a protein of 140 amino acids. Gene Ontology annotation, molecular function: glutathione peroxidase activity; glutathione transferase activity. The transcript is spliced from 4 exons. The record is from RefSeq and is a predicted model, not a curated record. Gene Ontology annotation, cellular component: endoplasmic reticulum; nuclear envelope; membrane.